CAAUGUUGAAUAUUUGGUCUUCGAACUCGUGAUCAUUCCGUUGCAGUAGUUCAGUUCGUUAAAGAAGUCUCAUUCCAAACGCUUACAUAAUAACUCCAUAUUAUUUUUUAUAAAUGAGUUAUUUAAUCUAAAAUUCCACAACAAUACAAUAUGGCUCUUGAUUUACAUCGUAAGUACAUCGAGAAAAAGCAAGACAGUGCACCGUUGGUACCUAUCAAAGAUAUAAUAAAUUCUAAAUACUACUUGGAUCCUCUGGAGCUUUUGGGUGAACGGAGCUUUAAUGAACCUCGUGAAGUCGAUGAGUCGGAAAUAGGAAGUCCAAUACAAGAAUUUUUUCGGGAUGCAGUUGUAUUUUUAACCGGUGGUACUGGUUUUAUGGGCAAGGUUCUAGUGGAAAAGCUACUUAGAACAUGUCCCCAUAUUAAACAUAUUUAUUUGCUGAUCCGAUCUAAGAAGGGCAAAAACGUCGAUCAACGAUUGGAAGAUAUAUUUGAAGACAGGCUGUUUAAAAGAUUAAAAUAUGAAGUACCCAAGUAUUAUCAUAAAGUUUCUGGAGUAGCCGGUGAUUGUGGUUUACCUGGUUUGGGAUUGAGUGUAAGCACUCGAAAUACAUUAAUUAACGAAGUAAACAUAAUUUUCCACGGAGCAGCUACUGUGCGUUUUGAUGAACAUAUUCGUGUAGCUAUGAACAUAAAUGUUUCUGGAACAAGAGAAUUAAUAAGUUUGGCCAGGAAUAUAACCAAAUUAAAGGUCAUAGCACAUAUUUCUACUGCAUUUUCAAACUGCAACCGAAUGCAUAUCGAUGAACAAUUUUAUGAUCCUAGUGCUGAUUAUAAUGAUGUAUUGAAAUUGAUUUCUUCUACCGACGAUCAAACACUUAAUGAUAUGACUAGCAAAAUCAUUGGCGAUUUACCAAAUACUUAUUCUUUUACAAAAUGUUUGGCAGAAGAUGCUAUUCGAAAAGAAGCACAAGAUCUUCCAAUAUUAGUUUUCCGACCCACUGUGGUGGUAGGUACUUACCGGGAACCAGUUAGAGGUUGGAUAGAUAAUGUAUAUGGACCAACAGGAAUCGUAGUGGGAGCUGGUACUGGAGUAUUACAUACAUAUUAUCUUGAUUCCAAUAUUGUAACUGAUAUAAUUCCCGUUGACAUUGUUGUAAACGCUCUCAUAUGUGCUACUUAUAAAACAGCAACCAGCAGGAAGUAUGAUGAAAUACCAAUAUAUACAUGUUCAAGUUCAAGGCAAAAACCAAUUAAAUGGAAUCAAUUUAUGGAGUUAAAUAAACGUUAUGGUAUUUACUGGCCUACAAUUCGGGCGAUUUGGUAUUACUCGUUUUGGGUUACUAAAAAUCCAUUUUUAUACGCAAUGUUAAAUUUUUUCUGUCACAUUGUGCCUGGCUAUACACUAGACACAUUGGCACGUUUUGUUGGACAAAAACCAAUAUUGAUGAAUAUUUAUAAGAAGAUUGAUAAAGUACGUGAUAUAUUAGCCUAUUUUUCUGACAAAGAAUGGACGUUCAUUAAUGAUCGAUUACUGGCGUUAUGGGAUACUCUUGAUAGUCAAGAUCAAGAAUUAUUCAAUUUUGACAUACAUCAAUUAUCAUGGGAUUAUUUUUGUCAGGCACUCUGUCUUGGUUUAAGAGUUUAUCUCGUAAAAGAUGAUAUACAUACAUUGCCUGCGGCUAGAAAAAAAUGGGAAAAAUUAUACAUAGCACAUAAUAUUCUGUUAUUAAUUGUGUACGGAAUCGCGUUGUAUUGUAUUUGGUUAAUUAUAACUGUACCACUAAAAUUUACUGGGCUAAUGUAAAAAAGUUUACGGAGAUUUAAACCAUAAACGUUUACUUAAUGUAUAAUCAAGUAAAUAUUUAUAGGUAUUGAUUUAUAUGAUGACUGUUAAAUUCAAGUCGGGGUAAGGUGACUAUUGUAAUUUUCUCUUUAAAUUGAUUAGUUCUUAUUGAUAGAUAAGUUGAAAUAGCUCAAACUUUGUGUAAGUAUAUGAUACGUCAUUUAUUAUUACUUUUGAAAGUCAUAGAAAAAAUGUAAAUAAAUAAUACGUAAUAAAAGUUAACU
Molecule: messenger RNA, 2069 nt
Organism: Rhopalosiphum maidis (corn leaf aphid)
Lineage: Eukaryota; Metazoa; Arthropoda; Insecta; Hemiptera; Aphididae
Product: fatty acyl-CoA reductase wat-like
Exons: 9
Coding region: 151-1806 (551 amino acids)
Biological process (GO): long-chain fatty-acyl-CoA metabolic process
Cellular component (GO): peroxisome
Molecular function (GO): alcohol-forming very long-chain fatty acyl-CoA reductase (NADP+) activity
Source: RefSeq, a predicted model, not a curated record